AUGGCUGCCUCCACCAGAAUUCCCCCUGUCAUCCAACCGUUCGUGAGCGAGCGCGCGAGAAAGACACUAGACAUCGUGAGGAACCUCCAAGUGGAAGAAUUCGUUGAGAAAGAAUGUAUCCCGGCAGACACCCUCUUCCAGGCCCAGCUAGGCGAAGGCGAAGCCAGAUUUACCAAGCAUCCUCCUAUCAUAGAAGAUCUGAAGGCCAAAGCAAGGAAACUUGGUCUAUGGAAUAUGUUCUUGCCCAAGAAUCAUUUCAAGGAGGGCGCCGGCUUCAGCAACGUGGAAUACGGAUUAAUGGCAGAGCUACUUGGGAAGAGCAGAGUUGCCAGCGAGGCCACAAACAAUGCUGCGCCUGACACCGGCAAUAUGGAAGUUCUGGCCAAGUACGGAAACGAGGCUCAGAAGAGAGAAUGGCUAGACCCUCUGCUGGAGGGAAAGAUUCGUUCUGGUUUCUUGAUGACUGAGCCAGAUAUUGCCUCGAGCGACGCUACAAAUAUUCGACUUAACAUUCGUCGUGAGGGCAAUGAGUAUGUUCUAAAUGGAGAGAAAUGGUGGUCAUCCGGUGUCGGAGACCCACGGUGCAAGCUGUACCUUGUCAUGGGCAAGACGGAUCCUAACAACCCAGAUCCAUACAAGCAGCAGUCGGUGAUUCUAGUUCCUGCCGGGAUCCCGGGCGUCACCAUACACAGAAUGCUCCACGUCUAUGGAUUUGAUGAUGCCCCCCACGGCCACGGACAAGUUUCUUUUAAGAACGUGCGCGUACCAGUGUCCAACAUUGUUCUAGGUGAAGGUCGUGGCUUCGAAAUCAUCCAGGGCCGCCUGGGACCAGGACGUAUCCACCAUGCCAUGCGUGCCAUUGGCGCUGCUGAGCGAGCCCUUGAAUGGAUGAUUGCGCGUGCAAAUGAUGAGAACAAGAAGCCGUUCGGGACUCCGCUCUCUUCUCAUGGUGUCAUCCUUGAAUGGAUUGCCAGAUCACGUCUCGAGAUUGACUCCGCUCGUCUGAUAGUCCUGAACGCUGCUGCUCGCAUAGAUGGCGCUGACGCUAAGGCUGCUCUAAAGGAAAUUGCUGAGGCUAAGGUCCUUGCACCACAAGUAGCCCUCGCUGUUAUUGACCGUGCUGUCCAAGCUCACGGCGCCAUGGGAGUGUGUCAAGAUACUCCGCUUGCCAAUAUGUGGGCAAACAUCCGCACUCUAAGAAUUGCAGAUGGCCCAGAUGAGGUUCACCUCCAGCAAAUGGGCAAGCGAGAGAACAAGCAGAGGAAGGAUUCCACUAUGGCUAAGGUCAAGGCACAGAGAGCUGAAGCCGAACGGCUACUCAAUGUCAACGGAUUUGGUGCCCUCAAGGGACGUUUGUAA
Microsporum canis CBS 113480 is the source of this 1359-nucleotide messenger RNA. Its product is annotated as acyl-CoA dehydrogenase family protein. Bases 1 to 1359 code for a protein of 452 amino acids. NCBI's taxonomy places the organism in Eukaryota, Fungi, Ascomycota, Eurotiomycetes, Onygenales, Arthrodermataceae. The record is from RefSeq and is a predicted model, not a curated record. Gene Ontology annotation, molecular function: flavin adenine dinucleotide binding; oxidoreductase activity, acting on the CH-CH group of donors. The transcript is spliced from 4 exons.